Messenger RNA from Marasmius oreades (fairy-ring Marasmius), 216 nucleotides. RefSeq lists its product as uncharacterized. Gene Ontology annotation, cellular component: spindle; interphase microtubule organizing center; centrosome. Bases 1 to 216 code for a protein of 71 amino acids. Gene Ontology annotation, biological process: microtubule nucleation by interphase microtubule organizing center; mitotic spindle assembly; gamma-tubulin complex localization. Lineage: Eukaryota; Fungi; Basidiomycota; Agaricomycetes; Agaricales; Marasmiaceae. The record is from RefSeq and is a predicted model, not a curated record. The transcript is spliced from 3 exons.
AUGGCUCCUCCGGAGUCAGAGCGCAUAGCGUCCGCUCAACAAACACUCGACAUUCUACAUGAAAUGUCACAGUUGCUCAACACACAGCUCGAUAAAGAGACUCUGACGACGUGCGUAAGAUUGAUUGAAAGUGGAGUGAAUCCGGAAGCAUUGGCGGCAGUCAUUGAAGAGCUGAGAAGGGAGAAUUUGGUCCGUAAUGGAGGCUCAAGGAGCUGA